AAGCUCCAUAUGAAUGAAAGUUUCAUCCGAGAGCUAGUUGUCCAGAAGACGUCACUGUAGAAGAGGAUAUGGUUUAAUUAAGGUUUCUGACGAUGUUUUUGAUCCUACUAGAUGGAAUGUGACACUGAUAAGUCAAGCAGUAGACACUGACCAGAGAUAUUUCCCAUAAUCCUGUGAAUGAUAAUGCCAACUUGGCCAACUCUGUCGGUAUGGAGGAUACUUUGAUGGCAACAGGUAGCACCGUCUCCACGGAGUCCGAUCUGAAAAUGGAGUAUUCAUCAGACACAAACAACGAUAGUGAAGAUGAAAACAGUGAUGUAGAAAUAACAUUUGGACCGUGGCCACCCUUUCCAUCAAAACAGGACACAGAAAUUCCUGAUGACCAAAUGCAAGCAAACCUUGACUCGAGAGACUCAAGUCAAUUGUCAGAGCAAUGUGAGGAAGAAGAAGAUUUUCACAUGGAGUCGGACAGUAGCGAGGUUUCCUUCGAUGAACAUUCAGACAUAGAAUCUGAAGAAAACUACACAAAAACUGAUGACAUCACCAGUCAAAAUGUGCAGGCUGACAAAACAGAAGUGGUGGAUGUCAUUGGACCAUCUGAGUUGGCCGAUUCUGAUUUAAACCCAGAAAACACUAUUGAGAAAACAAGCUUAGAAAACACAGAAUUCAUUGAAGGCAAUGAAAGCAGAAUUCCUACAGACUCUGAAGCUGAAGCAAAUAAUGAUACACAUCCUGCUAGUGAUGCCGAAAGUACUGACAUCACAGAUAUGAAUGAACAGACUACAAACAUGACUAGUCUCCCAACAGAAUGUGAUGAUGUCAUCAGUAAUUGUGUUCCUUCUGACAGUGGGACGAGUCUGUACACAAACGACUCUUUAAGCUCUGAUGUCAUCAAUACACAACCUCAAAUAGAACCAGAUAUCGUGAUAAAAGAGGAACCAAAGAUGGAUGGUUACCCUGACUCCAGCCCAUCUGAGAUUGCAAAAGAUGACAACCUCUUUGUCUCCACAGAACAUGGCAAAAUGUUUAUGCGAACCGUGGAAGAAGAACAUUCGGACAACGAAGGAAAGGAAUUUGAAGAGACUGAGAUUGAUAGUUCUAGGCUUAAAUCAGACAGAUUUAAGAAAAAGACUGCUAAACCUGUCCCUGUAUAUGUUGUAAAGAAAACCAAAGUCUCAGAACAGGAGGCAGAUGACCACAAUAAUGAUGAGUUUAUGCCUGGAAGAAUUCUUGGCCAAGAUAUAAGUCCAGGAACAAAAUCGAUAGCAAUAUUGGAAAAAGUGACAAAGGAAUCAACAGAGCAUGACGAGAGUCAGUUGGAUACACAAGUUCUGUUACCAAGAACUAAAACAGGAAAAUUCAAGAAAAGGUCAAGAAAACUCAUCAACAGUUCUCAAAAGAAAACUAAAGUUCUGGAGCAGGUGACAAGGAAACGCAAAGUGAUCUCCCCUGCUUUGAGCUCUUCUCCUGUGUCUGGUGAUAACACGAUGCCUGAAAAUCAGGUAUCGUACAAUUUAAGAGCCAGACCAGAACACAAGGAAGUGGGGAGCCUUACAAACGACAACAGUCAGCUGGAUCUCUCCCUGGUGAAGACUGAGCCUGAGGAUUACUCUGAACACAAUCUAGCUAAUACAGCUACAGAUGCUGGACUUCAUGAGACCGAUACUACUUCAUGGAUAAAAAAAGAACCUCUCACUAAUGAUGAAGGACAUGCAAACGCCAUGGAAACAAAUAUGCCAGUUCCCGUAAAACUCAUCAGAAAUGAGGUUGUCAAUAACUUCACACCAGAUUUUACCAUUAGGAAUCGCUUUAUGACAGGAGAAACUUUGAGCCAACGGGAGGCUAGUACAUCAAAGUUGCCAAAAACACCUGCAUCUAUAAUGGUAGGUGGGCGUCCUGUUACUCUACAGAGUGGUCAGAAGAUAUGGUACGCUUUACCAAAAGGAGACCACUCCACCAUUCAAAGUGUAGGCGGCAGUAAUCAAGUUGUAAAGGUUAUAAAGCUGAACAAUAUAAACAAUGCACCCAAUGUUGUACCCUUGGCAGGUAAUCUGAAGCUUUUUCGGCUUCAGAAGACACCAAUUAUGUCAUCCUGUGAAGGUAAAGAAAUUCCUCUGUCAUCUGUCCUCAACCAUAAAAAUGUGACAUUCACCAGUGAAACUGCAGAAAAUGAUGAGGAGGACCAGGAAAAGAAAAAUCUCGUGCUCAAGAAAAUUGAUGGUAUAAUUAAGAAAAAUCUCGAGCUGAUGAAAACAAAUCAGCUCCCAAUGAAAAAGAAAGGUUUUAAUCUCAAACUCAACCUAUCGUCUGACAAGAAUCAAGUGAUGCAGCCUCAAUGGUCUGAAGAAGUUGAUGAGGACACUGGAAAAACUACAAUGGUGCUGAUGCCCAAUGUAGCUCAAGAAAAGAAAAUUCAAAAAGCACCUAACAGAGUAAUCUACAGGUUUGAUGACAGAUCGAAACGUAGUAAAAAGACUAGAAAAGAAACAGAUCUUUCCUCUACCCAGAACCCUGCUACAUCGUCAUCAACAGCUUACAAUUUCAUUGCCUCCUCAAACCCAGUCCCCCUGUCAUCAUUAGUAAAAGUCACCAAGACACCAGUCAGAAAGAAACCAGCUAUGUGUGAUGGUUUUACUCAGACAAAAAAAGAUAAUCCAUCUAUGAAAAAAAUGGUGUCUGGAAAAGCUGUGAUGGUGAAAGAUUCUUCCAUUCAGACGGACACUUCAUUGGCGAAUGUUGAAACAGCUGGGGAAGAUGUGUCUCAGGAGACUCCAGCAAACAGUUCUGGUGCUACUUCAACAAGCCUGACAGGACAGGUGUCGACAAACUCAGAGGAUACAGACCUUGUAAUGGAUGUAGAAGAUGUUGAUUCCAUAAAUCUGGAGACACAGCCACCUCUGGAUCCACUUACUGUGCCAAGACCCAUGUGGAAAUGGACUGGCCGACGGACUUCAUCCAUUGGGGUAAACACAGGGGAAACUUCCCAGGAUGACGAUAAAUCCAUGAACCCUGUGGACCACCAAUAUGCAUUUGCGCCGUCCAAAGAGAAGCAAAGGCGCCGAUCAAACAUGGCAUCAGUUACUGAAAUAGUGAAGCAUAGAAAACAGGGGUUGACGCUACAAAAAAUGAAGAAAUCAAUAAGACGUCGGACAUUUCUUAAAAACAAAGAAUGGGAAUAUGACUGUAAUGUAGCCAUGUUAAAGCAGAAAUCAGAAGACCGGAAGAAGUCCAGUGGUGACGAUUCUGAGUGGGUGAAAAAAGACAUAUCAAUAGAAAACACUGAUUUGUCUGUUGAUGUGGCAGCUGAACAAAUCAAGCAUGAAGAAAAGGAAGCUCCAAUGAAUGAUGGCUCAGUGGGGAAAGUGUUGGAUAGGAGAGAAGAUGGCAAGGUGGAAGCAGCUGAUGCUGAUUUGUCAGGAAACGCCAAGCUUGCUGUUGCAGAACUUGUCACUCGUAGCAGUUCCCGUCUCAGUUCUCGUAUCAAGUUCCGUCAAAGCCAUGCUCUCGAAAAUUCAGACCUGACGAGUUACUUUGAGCGUUGCCAGAUGAAGCUGGGAGAUGUAGAGGAUAUAGGAGAUUUGGAAAGCACGUCUUACAUCACCGACUCCAGUGAUGAGGAUUGGCAACAGAUGAUCAGUGGAUUGCCUCCCUUUGGCGAUGUAGUCAAUGUACCAGAUACUCUCACACCCACAAAUCAGUGUGUGACUGAUGGCAGGGAUCAAAGCAUGUGUGGAAUAUCAGGGGUGAAGGAGGAUGUUUGUGUACUAUGUGUACUGAAGGAGGAGGGUAUGGAGUUGUACCUGAUGUGUAAACGUGACUCUGACCUACGGGAGGAGGGGAUCAGGGUCUAUCUGAUGUGUACAGAUGACAUAGACUUCGACAGAUAUACAGAAGUUGUGUGGCUAAAGAGUCAAGACCAGGAUGAGGGCAAUGCAAGCAGUGAGGGAGAUAUUGUACUUGAAAUCCAAGAUGAUGAUGAGGAUUUUCAUGAAAAUGGGGAUGAAAACAAUUUAGUGGAAAACAUGACUUUUGAUAGAGAUUCUUACAGAAAUCAAUCAUAUUCAAGUCAUGAUAAGUCGGUCAAGGUCAGUUCAUUGCCUCCAUUUCAUUUGACCUCAACAGAGCCAAAUCAUUCCUUGAAGGUCAAGACCCUGUCAGCUCUGUCACUGAAACCUGUGGAUAGGUCACCAGGGAUUGAAAUCUCACCUUUACUGGGGUCACUAGAGGUCAAGGACAUGGACGAGUCACUUUCAGUUACAUCAUCAAGUAACAAAAUUGGUCUAUUUACAAGACCAGGGAAGGUCAGAGAAAAGUCAGAUACAUCGAGACAACAAGAGGAGAAAGGAAAAUCACAAAUGUUAACUUUACAAGAACAUGUCAAAGAAAGGUCACAAACAGCAAGGCAACAACAGGUUGAAAAAUUGUCACAGAUGGCAAUACAACAAGAAGACAAAGAAAGAUCACAAAAUUGGCCACAAGAGGUCAAAGUAAGCUCAUCAGCAUCAAGACCACAGAAAGACCAAGAACGAUUGCAAACAGCAGUACAAAAAGAGGGGAGAGAAGGCUCGCCAACGUUAAGAUCGCUAAAGGUAGGAGAAUGGUCAUUAACACACAGAAUACAGGAAGCCAAGGAAACGUGUUGUAAUUCCUCAUCAACACUAACCUCACUCCAGAGUUUAGGAACAACAAACAUGAUAGGGAAGAUGACCGAGUCUGAUGAGGUGAACAAAGUAUCAUCCUUGGGGUCGGGGUCUAAAGUGGUGUGGACACACCAGGCCUCUGACACCAAAGAGGAUCUUGUUGUAGAGAUGCAGGAAACAGAUCUAAAUAACAAUGAAUGUACACAGUGUGAUUCCCCUGAGUUAUUCAUCGUGGACACGGAGUAUGAAUAUACUAGUGCGGAGGAUUAUCUUUGUUUGGAACCGCUGGACUUAACCAUCGAACCAUCAAAAGUCAGUAAUUCUGUCACAGGGAAUGAUUCAAAUGCAAAUUACUUGCCAUCUGCAUGGAACAAUUCUUGCAAUAAUAGAAACCUUGAAGCUGAGAUGAAGCUUGAUGCGCAAGAAAGUUCUGUUGUGGGUUGUAGCCGCCAGGGGAAUCAUAAAAUUCUCUCCAGGCCAACUGUCGACUCGUCCCUCAUUUGUUCUGUACUGGGAAGUCAUAGGGAUAGUAACACAAGGAAUGUAGACAUAGUUGGAGAAAAUUUUAACAAUCCUUGUUGCCAUUUUCUGAAGCAGGGCCAUAACAAUGUGCGUAUCGGUGACGAAAGAGAUUUCUGCAGAUCUUGUCCUGGAAACAUGGAAAUUGAUGAAAAUGCAAACCAAAUUGGUGUUGAUCCACAUAACAAUAAGGCAUAUUUGAGUAAGACUGGUGUCUGUCAUCAGAUCAACAUUACUGGUUCCUGUGCCACUUUACAGCAGAAAAAUGAUAGUACAUACCAGCAUACAACACACACUAGGCCACAGAGUGGCAACAGCAGCCAUGAUGCAACCGCCAGGUCAGUGGGUCCCUUUUUCCAGCAGGAGGGAGGUGUCUGUUGGCAGAAUAAUCAAUCCCGAUCUCGAGCACAGCCUAGGAUUACCAGACAGCAAGAAAAGGAGGCUGAAAUACUAAACCCCUACCUAGGGAAUGAAAUUCAGGAUAGCUUUAAAUCAGAUGGAGACAGAGGUUGGGUAAAUUCCGACUUAAGCCACUACAAAAUAGACAUCGAUAUACCAGACAGGAAAAAGGGUUGGCUGUAUACACACACUGGGAAUGAAAGCCAGGAGAUGAGCAGAAUGCCCGGUGCAAACCCACAAAAAUUGCAAGACCUCUACAAUGCCAGCAUUGAUAGACACAUAGAACCGGAUGUUCAUGAGAGGAUGUUGAUGCACAUGAUGUAUACUCCACAGACAGUCGGAGCUGGUAACAGUGGUGAACUGUACUUAAAACAGAGUGAGUCCAGUGGUCAGGCUGACCAUCCUAUGGACUCAGUGGAAGUAACACGUCCUAGGCCCACUGGUAUCACUGUCAAUCAGAGUGAUAAUAAUGUACCUUUGGAUUUGUCUUGUAAUCAUACAAUCUUGAGGGACAAUCUUGAAAUUGACAAUGGAAUGAUAAAUGUCAGAAAAUUUGACCCCAGUUUUACUAUGGCACCAGGUGUUCUAAGAAAUCUGCGUCUACCUGACAAUAUACCAGAACUAUUGCGACAACGUGCCUUGCCAAAGCCUGACUGCAUCGCCUACACACCACAGUAUAGGAGUCUGUCACGAGGAGAGACACAUCCUACAGCUACAGGAGUUACGGUAAAUACCAAUUACCAACCUGUGCCUGAUGUAGUUCCAAGAGAUUUUACUAACAAUACUGCAUACACCAAUCACUGGCCCACAUCUCCUGGAUCAGCGCAGCUUCCAGAUUGCGUGUCUGACUCAAUUGUGCACAAUAAAACACAUGUUAGAAGAGGUGGCAUCGGCAAAAAUCCUUCAAGGAAGCAAAAGUCAAAGACCAAGAAAGAUUAUGCAGUUCUGAGCCAGAUGCUUAGGAGCUGUGAUGAAUUUGAACUUAAUGAGGUACCUGCAACUGACAAUUGUCAUCUGCCAUCUGUAAGAUCUGGCACUUCCUGUACUAGUGUCCAUGUACAUCCACUAGUACAGACUUACCCUGCUAUGCCUCAUAGACAUUUUAUGCCUGGUAGAUCAGGAACAGUCUCAUAUCAACAGCCUCCUAAUGCGUCAGCAGUGCCUCAUUAUCAACCGAAUCCUAAUGCGUCAGUAGUGCCUCAUUAUCAACAGCCUCCUAAUGCGUCGGUAGUGCCUCAUUGUCAACAGCCAUUUUAUUUUGAUAAUCUCCUGAGGAAGAAACAGCCAGGAUUUUCAGAUCAACAAGUAUCUGUGUCUACACAUGAGAAGGAGCUGUUCAGACCCUAUAUGGCACCGUUUGGCAGAAAUCUGGAGAGGACGUAUCGAACACUGAAUACUGGAUUUCAGAAUUCAUAUUCAAACGCAGCUAGCCUACCUGGGAAUGUGAAGUUUCCAGAAGGAAGGGUGGGAAAUUCUGAUGGAAUGUUCUGCACAGAAAAGAAACAAUUCCUUCAUAAUGGAAAUCCAGAUCCUUGGUCAACAUUCCAAGUAAAUAAAGCAGUAUAUCCUCAAUAUGGAGUUGCAGGAAAUAUAGAACAUUGUAAAACUCCUGAGGAUGGAAAUUCACAGCCUGUAGCACCUGCUAACUGGAGGCAGUCCUGGUUCAAAGAUAAUGAAGCAAAUAUCUUGAGGUACCAGCAUGAUUUCAACCAAACUUGGCUUUGUGGAAAUCACAUAGCAGAGUCAGAACAGGACUGCAAUGGAAACCCAGCUGCUAUUAUCCAGCUUGGUAUACCUGGUGUUGCAAUGUCAAAAACAGAUAAAAAGUCUAGAAUUUCACAAACAACUAGAAUUGCUGGUUUGACUGACGGUAGAAAGGAGAACAGGGGUCACCAUGGGAGUCUGGAAAUGUCUGGUAAAGGAUGGUCAAAUCAAGGAUACACAGAAAAACCACCCCUUGAACAGAAAAAUGUUGUGAAAUUUGUUGACAGAAGUCUCGCACUUGCUCAGGGACUGACCAUCGGACAGUCAGUGAACCAACCGACUGACCACAGGAAUAUGGACUGUGAUAGUUACUGCUGUAAGUGUUGGUCGCGGGGGAAGUGUCGCAGCUGUGUGUGUAGUAAGAUCGGCUGUCACAACUGUCGGAACCCAUCUUGCUGCUUUAAGGAAACAAGUCCCAGCCAUAAAAAUGUCAGAAGGCAACGCAAGAACUCUGUGAAGUCCAGAAGAACUAGUGAACAACACAAGGGACAAGUUUGCAGUAGUGAACUGAAUGCUGGAUUUGUCAGCAAGACUUGCAGACUAACAAAUGCUGCAAAACGAACCAGCACUGCUACAGGAGCCAGCAAUGUUACAUCAACCAGCACUGCUACAUCAACCAGCACUGCUACACCAACCAGCACUGCUACAUUCACCAGCACUGCUAUACCAACAAGCACGGCUACACCAACCAGCACUGCUACACCAAUCAGCACUGCUACACCAUCUAGCACUGCUACACCAACCAGCACUGCUACACCAUCCAGCACUGCUACACCAACCAGCACUGCUACAUCAAACAGCCAUGCCACCCAAGCCUGUAUCAAUGCUGAUUAUAGAAGAGUCUUAGUGCAAGCAUAUACUGUACAGGGAGAAGACAUAAAAACAAGUUUUAGCAGAAUUGUUGAACAAGGAUCAAAGACGAAUUACAUGCCAGAGCCUGUGGCGAAAACAAAACUUUUACAAGGAUCAAACAGGAGACAUGGACCAGAUCAUAUAGCAGAGAUGUUCGUUGUACAGGAAUUGAGGGAGAAGUGUGAGCCAGGUCCUCAGAUAGAAGAAAGCAAGAUGAUGUGGUCACAGCAGAACUCAAACAUGAGGAGACCAGUACAAUUGAUACCAGAUGAGUCCAGUCUUUUGAUUGCAGUCAACAAGGAUUCUUUCAGUGUUCAUGAUGAACAGGACAUUGAGAAAGUUCAUGGACAAGAAAGUCGAGCAAGUGCUGCAACUUUUGAACAUUCAGAACAUAAAGAAAUUGUUGGAACAUUUUCUGGCCAGAAACAAUCAGCAUGUAUGAUUGAUUCUGCAAGUGGCAGUGUUAUAACACAGCACAACAUGACUACCAGCGGGGGAAUGAGCGAGAGUUACAAAAUAGCCAAAGGUGAUUCUGAUGUAUUCAAUAAGAAUGAGAAAGGAAAGAAAGGGAAGGAAAAGAAAAACAGACGGACUGAGAGAAUGGAGGUUGGAUCCUGUCAAAAUCUAAAAGAACAAAAUCUAGACAAAAACAAUAAAGCGAAAGGUAACCAAAGAAAGAGUAAGAAAAAGACUUCUGAUACUGGCAAAUCGGAGGACCAAGUCCCAGAGUUGAUGACUGCAAGAAUGCCAAGAUCCCUGAGUGAUGCGCUGGAACAAAAAGCAUUAACGAAAUUGGUGGAUGAAAAUAACAAUUUAAACACUCUGAAAAGCAGUAGCAUUGGUGAAGGCAUUGAUUUAAAUAAUAAUGAUUUAUGUCGUCCAAAUUCUGCUGAAAUGCUGAUAUGUUCCAAACAACAGACUGGUCUGGCAAAGAUAGAAGAAUGGCUGAUGAAAAGUCCACAUAAAUCCAAGAGAAAAAAGGCAAAGAGUAAAAAAGAAACUGAUAAAAGUGCUGAAAGUGGUGUAACAUUAAAAGAACAGUGUGCAGCUGGAAACAUUGGAAAUGUUGCAAAAAUGUGUUCCCCAGGUGACAUCAAACAAGGUAGUCACACAGUAUCAAAGAAAGGCAGGCCUAGGACUAAACCACUGAAACAGCAAAAGAAAUUGAUUCCUGAAAUUCUGAUAAAGCUGGAGGAUCAUAAGGACAAGUAUGAAGUAACCCAGUUCACUUCUUUUCACAAGAAGGACAGGAACAUUGAGGUUGGUUUGAAGUCCUUUGAGCGGUUUACUUGUCGUUUGUGCUGUGGUAUGUACCAGUACAACACGCCAGACCGUACAUCCAUGGAAGACCACCUGGCCCAGCACCUGUCCGGCCGUCUCACCUGUGUAGACUGUGGACAGACAUUUAGCCAGGCCAUCCACGUGCAGGAGCACCGUCAGAAAACCCACAGGACAGCAAACUUCACCUGCGAACUGUGUGCCAAGCAGUUCUUUACCAGCACGACACUGAAGCGCCACCUGUGUAAAGCUCACGGACACAAACUCUUCACCUGUAAACAGUGCCCAGAGAGGUAUUCAUCUGUAGACGAGGUCAAGAUGCAUGUUUAUCAAGUUCACGGAGGAGAGGCAACUAAGUGUGAAAAAUGUGGAGUGAUCUCUUUGAGUAGUAAGGCAGCUGCAGCUCAUGCCAAGUCGAAGAUGUGUAUUGGACGGGAGGAGAGUAAUGUCCCUUGUCCACACUGUAAUCGCAUUCUGUCCGUUUCCCAGAUGGCACAUCAUGUGAAGAGGAUCCAUUUACGUGUGCACACAUACAAGUGUGACCAGUGUCCAUAUACCACCCUUGCCCGCACAGCACUCAACAAUCAUAUGAUGAUGCAUCAGGGUGUACAUCCAUUCCGGUGUGAGUUGUGUCCCUUUUCCUGUGUGAAGUCGUACCAGUUAUCAUCACACAUGCGAACCCACACAGGUGAUAAGCCAUAUCGCUGUGACCAGUGCAGUUAUGCUGCAGCCUGGAAUGUCCAGCUCAAGGACCACAUGCGGGCCCAUGUGUCACCACAGAGCAUCCUGUGUGAGGAAUGUGGUAUCCUGUUCAAGGAUGAUCGCUGCCUCAACCUCCACAACAAAAAGGUCCAUAAAUACAAACCGGAGGUCAAGGUCACUAAACAUGGAAAGGUCAAGGACCAGUGCACAAGAAAGGGAAGGCUGAGCAAGAUGAAGGCUGUAAAAGACACCGCAACAUCUAAACCGGAUUCUCUCAACGCAUCCAUGGAAAGUGGGCGUUAACUGAUGGAAAGUGGUGUUGAGAUUGGAGAU
Mizuhopecten yessoensis (Yesso scallop) is the source of this 10487-nucleotide messenger RNA. RefSeq lists its product as uncharacterized. Gene Ontology annotation, cellular component: nucleus. Gene Ontology annotation, biological process: regulation of transcription by RNA polymerase II. Gene Ontology annotation, molecular function: DNA-binding transcription factor activity, RNA polymerase II-specific; RNA polymerase II transcription regulatory region sequence-specific DNA binding. NCBI's taxonomy places the organism in Eukaryota, Metazoa, Mollusca, Bivalvia, Pectinida, Pectinidae. Bases 210 to 10457 code for a protein of 3415 amino acids. The record is from RefSeq and is a predicted model, not a curated record. The transcript is spliced from 8 exons.